Durusdinium trenchii is the source of this 876-nucleotide messenger RNA. Lineage: Eukaryota; Dinophyceae; Suessiales; Symbiodiniaceae. The record is from the annotation of a GenBank genome assembly.
AUGGCUCUUGAGGCACAAGGGAAGAUUUUGCAGGGUGGUGGCUAUGCCUCUCGAGUGUUGGCUGAGACCCAGAAGACCAGCACCACUCCUGUCGGCGGGCGAGUCAUCCUUUUUGUCAACGCCAUUUCUUAUGUGCAGAGGCUUUCGUCUGUACUAUCACUGCUAUUGGAGAGUUCCAGUGCCAACAAGGUCCUUGCGCGAAUAAAGAUGUCCAACCCAGGUAACCAAGGAGCCCCGCCGGGCCUCAGUGUAGAUGUUCUUGAUCUCCACUCCAAGAUGCGGCAAAAGGACCGUUUGAAGCGCAUUGAGAGGUUCCGGAAGCUGAAGGAUGCCGUGCUUGUUUGCACUGACAUUGCUGCACGAGGACUUGAUGUGCCAGACGUCUCGGCUGUGAUUCACUUUCAGGCUCCACGCGGAUCGGAGAUUUUUGUGCACCGCAGCGGCAGGACUGCGCGAGCAGGCCGCGGAGGACAAAGUAUUGCCUUCGUGAGCCCGUCGGAUGUGACUCACUGGAAUAAGGUCUACAAGUCGAUCGGGAUUGCCAAGGAGGAAGUAGAAAAGCUCGAGCUUUUCCCAGAAGAGAUCUCAGCUGCAAAAGAGGCGUCUCGGCUGGCUGCUGAUCUUGAAAAGAAGGUCCACCAGACUGCCAAGCAAUCCAAUGAAAAUAAUUGGCUGAAGAAAGCAGCCCAAGAGGCAGAUCUCCUGCUAGAGGAAGACGAUGACACCGCUGAAAUGGGAAAGCAGAAGGCUCCUCACCGUGCCCUUUGGGGUCUCUUUCAGCAGAUGCAGGAACGUUUGCGGCGGCCACCUCGGCCUUCUGGAGCCGUGCGGCUUUCCAAGAAGCAGCGCAUGAAAGUGAUACGGCGUGGCCGGUGA